AAACGAUAUGCUUUGGUCCCAAUAGUCAUCAGGCCUGUCGGCACCACCGCCAGCUGAGGACCCUUGGGUUCUAGAUUCAGACGUAUAAGCCAUCUCGCGUCUAUAUGCUAUGUUGUGUAUAUAAUUGUCCUGCUUCCUGUGUCCUUCUGCCUAGAAAUCAUACUCAAUCUUAUUGUCAUUAAUCUUUAAUAUCAACUCUUCCAGUGGCUAAGAUUGCCCAAGCUGAAGUUUAAAAGUAGUUUUUUUGGCCUCUGUGGUUUAAUGCCGCGCUUGGGAAAUAUGUUGGGCUUGCGAGGAUCAUCAGGGCGCAGCCAGGCCUCUAAGGAGGCAGGCAAGAGGACGCCAGAACCAACCCAGUUGCAAAAUGGACAUCCAACAAAGGGGGGAGCACAAGAGGACGUGGCCUACCUCGCAGUGGAUUCACCACCAGCUAUUCUAUCACCUGCCUCAGUAGGCGAUAGUAUUCAAGUAGCCAAACGCUUUCCUGUAGCCCGACGGCCUAACGUGAUGCGUGCCGCGAGUGGGCAACAUUCAAGUAUCAACCUUGUCCGAGAUCAAUAUGUCUCGGUUCGCCAUAGAUGCCAGCGUGAGCUAGGUGCAAAUGUAGGCAGCUUUGCUUUUGAUACAUCUCACUCUGGCCUUGUGGAUUGGAUCAAACAUGAGCGUAUGGCUAGGCUGCCUCAUAAGGGAGGCUCUUGGGAUAGAGUUCUCAUAUCCGCGGCUUACUUCGCUGGACAAGUUAACCGUCUAAGUGAAGCUAUCGAGUCUUUCACUCCCGAGAUGGAAGCGGCAGCUAACCUCCUUUAUGGACAAUGCCUUACUCUACUUGAGCUUGGUUAUGAGAAUGCCACGGCUCUACAAACAGCAUUCGACCUGUUUUAUCAGCUUGGUCUUGAGCUGUCGCCGUUAUUGAGGGCUGAGAAUGCUCUUCGCUUAGCUCCUCCGAUUAUGGAAGGAGUUGCUAGAGCUUUUUCAGAGCUGCUCAGCAUUGUAUCUGGUAUCACAAUCAGCUACUACAGUGCUGUUCACGGUUCCCGCUCGUCCACUCGAUUAGAUAUCUACGCCCUGUUCGGCAAUUCCAUUGCCAACUACCGUUUGCGAGUCCAGCAGUGUGAGCAUGAGAUUUGGAACUUUGAGCUCCGAACCCAGGGGUACGGUGAAACUAUCCAGAUCGAAACUCUGCAAGAGUGGCUAGCACCCCAGGAUAAGGUUCUUGCGUUCUUGUCUUCCAACCACAUCAGUCUCGCGAGCCGCCCAGAAGACUAUACUUGUAUCUGGUUCCAAUCACACCUGAAUCAGUUUUUCAAGCAGGACGAAAAGGUGUUGCUUGUGGAGGGACCGUCAGGCUCCGGAAAGACAACACUCGCCAACUGGGUCGUUAACAGGUUACAAAGACCUAUUGGUGGUCGGGUAGUGCCUGUUCUGAACUUCUUCUACAAUUCGAGCAUCUCAGCACAAGCAUCAUGCCUUUCCAUGUUGAAAACCUUGCUAUUCCAGCUCCUAUCUCUACGAAUUGGCGACUUAGAUCUAUUCAUUAUCAUAUUCCAAGCCUUCACGGAAUCCAAAUCUCUAUCUUCGAGUGCGGCCCAAGAAGAGAGGUUAUGGGAGGCACUUCGACAAGCGCUGAGCAACAGCAGCGUGGAUGAAGAAAUUGCCCUUAUCAUCGAUGGGCUCGAUGAGAUGGAAGGCCUCAAGCCUGCUGGGAAGAAAGUCAGCGAAAAGCUUCAAUCUAUCGCACAAGAUGUUUCUCAUCUACGCCUUCUCCUGUUUUCUCAGCCUCUCGGCGUCCAUGCCGCCAAGUCUAUGGAGAUCGUAGAGCUUUCGCUCGACAAUAUCUAUGACGAUCUUCACACCAUUGUCCAACAGGGUCUCUCUCGAAACCCACACUUCGUGGAUAAGGACAUCGGCGAGAAGAGUAACAUCAUCGAUAAUCUCUUGACGAUUACUGACGGUUCGUUACUCAUUGCCAAUCUUCUUGUUGCCUACCUGGCAAAACAGAAGACGCCCGCCGACUUUGGCAAAGGAUACGACACUCUUGUAAACUCACCCCCAAAGAACGUCGCUGAGCUUGUGCAGAAGCUUUUGGCAGCUGUCAAACUGGACAAUGACAGCAGGACUGUUAUUUCCAUUUUGUCAGCCGCCAAACGACCUCUAUUCAUCAGUGAAUUGGAAGUUCUCCUUCGAAAUGACCCUAAAGGCGUUAGCAGUGGACGACCAGUUCCAUUGGGCCAGAUCUCCGAUGCCAUCUCCCCCUUCACUGUUACUGCGGAAGGUUUAAUCAUUCUAAGACACGAGGCCAUCAAACAGGCUCUUCUGAAUAUCCCGGAUAAUUCAGAUUUGUCUUUGCACCUGAAGGAUAGACAUAAGGAUCUGCUCAUCCGCCUUUUAGGCUCCGCUACCAAGCAGGUGCGAGAUAUGGACGAGCCUCGCUUGGACCACUUGCCUUCAGCUGAUGUUGAUAAGAGAAUCGCAUCAAACUAUCUGCUCGAGUACACAAUCCGGUACUGGACGGUUCACUUCAAGCUCUCGUCACUGUAUAAGGUCCAAGGAGACCUUCAACUCCCGCCUGAAUUCGCUUCAGUCUUCCCUAGCUCGGUAAGCUUUGCCUUGCUGGAGGCGAACCGGUGGAUCACUCAGUAUUUGCACGAUGAGGUGGUAGAAUUGUUCACCAUCGCAUAUCGUGUACGAAAGCAACUUUUCGGCCUCGAGCAUGUUACUGUUCUACAAUCUGCCAUCACGAUCGCCACGUACUACGAGACUGUUUUGUCACGCUACCCAGAUGCGACCGAAUGGUACGCCUUGGUCGUCAGAAUCGGCAAGAAUGUGCUCGGUCUUCAAUCUGAGCUCGUCGUUACCUGCUGCAACACCCUUCUCCAUAUUUCGGAGACACUUAUUACCAACAAGCGCACGACGAUCAUGACAUAUCGAGAAGAGAUCUUGCAAGUUCUCAUCUCUUCCUACACGCACCAGUAUGGAGCUACCUCUACUGAAGUGCUCAAAGUCUACGAGACAUUAUCCCAGCUCUACGUUUCCAUUAACGAGGAGACCAAAGUCAAGGAAAUCCAGAUCAAGAUCCGGGAGAUUACCAUUGGAUCUUACGAAGACCAUGUGUCUCACGACGGAGACAUCGGCAGGCAUCUUGACGUUAUGCUGAAGAAGCACAGUCAUGAGGAAGAGGUAGAGGGCUUCGACAGCCUUCUGUUUGGUUACGAAGAGGAGACUGAGGAAACUUGGUCCAUCCUCCACGUCGAGAACAUGAUCAAAUUCGCUUUGGAGCUCGUCAAGCGAGGACGAUUCAGCAGCGCCGAAGAGAUCUACGUGGAGCUUUGGCUGAAACUCAGUGACCAUUGCCAGACAAACCACAUCGUUGAAUGGCACGAGAAGAGAAUCGAGGUCAUGCUCAAGUACGCGUCCUUCCUCCACACGCAGAAUCGGAUUGAAGAGGCCUCGGCUGUCCUCAUCAGCUGCUGGAAUGAGUACUCAGCUCACCAAGUAUCCAUGUUCGAGUCUAUUAUCCUCCUCAUGAAGGAAAUUGCAGUCUGCAUGCGGACGGUGGGAUUGACCACCCUCUCCCUCACCGUGUUCCAGCGUUGCUGGUCAUGGUUCAAGUCCACUCAUAAAGAGGAGAGCAGCGUCUUCAAGGAGAUCGUCGAGAAUAUUGCGACCACAUCGAGUGCCCUCGUCAAGAAGUCUUCUGAGACUACCACUACAACCAAAACAGCCUCUUCUAGUGAGAGUGUGAUUCGAGAGGUAUUCGAGUCAUCGUUCUCGUCAGAGGAAACACAGGUGACUACGACUACUAUGGAGCUUAGCACCUCUCUGACCUCGAUGUACAUUGAACAAGAGAGGUGGUCUGAAGCAGUGUCUGUCAUCCGAACCACAUUGAAGAAAACUUGGGCCUCGUUCUUCGCGGAGUCUAUCGAAAGCGUCAGUCUCGAUGCCUCAUUCUCUUCUGAGAGUGUAAAACUGGUUCUUGAACUCGCUAAGGCCUACAUCAACCAGAAGAAGUAUGACAAGGUCGAGCAACUGUAUCUACGCCUCUACCGUGUGUACCGCAAGGCACGCAAGUUCGACGACGUAGACGUUGUGAAGUUUAGGAAGCUCUACAUUGAGUUCCUUACAAAGUAUGAGCUUCAAAACAUCCUCAUCAGCUUCUACCAAGAACUCCUUGUCGAAUAUCGCUCUUUCUACGGUCCUGAUCAUGCCGAGACUAUUACGAUCUUGUACGCUCUGGGUGACAUCUGCCGCAGCCACCAUCUGACGCAUGGCUACUGGAUCGAAUACUACUCAGAGAUCAUCGUCACCUUGAACAAGGGCGCACGCAUCUGCCACGAGAAUGCCCUACGCGCUCUCAUUGUCGUAGCCGAAUAUUACUACGAUCUGCAGCGAUACUCCGAGUCUUUGGAUUACCUGAAAUCCAUCAUCGCCACGUUCUGCCAGUUCGGAACCAAAUACAAGGUCUUCCAGGACACCGUUUUCGUCCAGAAGACGCUUGAGCGCUAUUACCGAGUCAUUGAGGAGACGCAAGUUGACAUCCACGAGCACGUCAAGAUCAUGAAGGAGAUUCGCGAAGCCUGCGUCAAGUACUUCGGAGAGUCUUCCGAGACUUCCAUCAACGUCACUGUUACGCUUGCCGAGGUGUGCACCAAGAGCGAGAAGUACCAGUACGAAGCCAUGGCAUACUAUGAGAACAUCAUGAAGCACUCCAAGACGGUCUCGACAACGAUCGUCAAGCGCAGCCAGAGCACUCUCCGCUCUCUCUACGUGAAGCAAAUUACCUCCGAGAGCUCGUCAAGCACCACCACAGUAACCAAGGAGACGUUGGAGAAGGCCACGGCUAUGACAUACGAGCGCUAUACGGAUAUCAGGAAGUCUUACUCAUGCACGCAUGAGACUACGCUCUCCACCCUCAAGGAGCUCGUGGUGCUCUAUCACAAGCAGAGCAGGACCGACCUCGCAGUCAAGGAGCUACACAGCCUAGUCGUCGACUGCGUCCGCAGCACGAGCUCCACGAAGGAAAUGAUCGAAACAGCCCGCUUCGUCGCCUCUACCUUUGCCGAGUUCUACGUGUCGCAAGGCGUCCAGCUCGUCCGCGAGUUGAAGAUGCAGGUCAUCUACAAGCAGGUGUCCAAGAACGCCGGCUUCGACGUCACCAAGGCCGGACGCUCGUGCUUCGCCUUCAUCGCGGCUUUUGAAUACCAUCUGCGCGCUAGAUCCGGCGGUAGCGUCGCGACUUACAUGGCUGAGAUUCUCGCCGAGUUCCUGUUCUACGAGCGCCUCAUCUCGUCCAUCAAGAUCAAGACCAAGAUCGGCGUUGUCCUCCUGUUGGGUGCACGCCUCCGACACAUACACUACCGAAGCAAUCGCGCCGAGGACUUCGAGAUCGUAGAGCGCCAGGUUCUCGAAUACUUCUCUGCUACUGAGACAACUGUCGUCGCCAAGUCCAACAAGUCUUCCAUUCGCGGAUUCGUGCGCAUUCUUCUCGCGUACUUCUCUGAGCGUAACCAGCCGAAGGACUUUGUCGCUUCCGCUGCUCGCGCGGCUGUCGCUGAGUUGAAGUUGUACUUGAGUAACCAAAAGUACAAGGAUGCCCAGGGAUUGACACAAGUCGUCUACGGAUUCCUCAUGGCGCACGAGGGCCUCGACGACCCGACCGAGAUCACCCUUGGCUUCCAGCUCUGUCUCAUGAUGGCCGGUCGUGGCGUGUACAAGCGAACCACACCCGCAGACGAGGAGACGAACAAGGCCAUGCUGGCGCUCUCGCAGACCAUCCUAGGCGAAGUAUUCGACAUCUGCAACAACAACAAGAUCGAUCUAGCCCGGUGCCCACUGAACGAGCUCGACGAGCUCAUCUCGCUCCUCGGCGACCAAAAGGACAGCCGCCGCCUACUCUGGCUACUCGAGAACCUGUGGGAGAAGCGCGGCACGCAGAACUGGGGCUCAGACGUCAAGCUGCGCCUCGGCGUGCGCCUCGUACAAGCCCGAUUCCUAGCAGACGACCGCCAAAUCGUGCCGGCGAUCCAACUCGCCGAGGACAUCGUGUACAAUCUCCGACGGACGCACGGCCCGCGACACAAGCAGACACUCUCCGUCUACGAGCUUCUGGCCAGCAUCUACACCAGCACAGGACACUACUACACGCAGAAGAGCACCUCCGAAGGCGCGAACGCGUUGCUCAAGAAGCGCGACGCCACGCUUGCGAGGACGUACUUCAAAAAGGCCAUCGCCGCCAACGAGGACCUCCUCAAGCUCCUCGUGGACACGGACGUCGACGAUGACGAGGAGGACGAAGACGACCAGUUCUCCGUGGCCAGCGGCUCCGUGCGCAUGCGCGGCAGCAUGUACGGUCUGAACCGGCGGAUCCCGUCCCGCGCCAAUCUGCCCCCGUCCCUCAUGCCCGGGAAGGAGAGCUCGGUGGCCGCGGAGAGCGAAGCGGGCGCACCGCACAGACACUACGAGGCCGCGCCGCGCGAAGUCCUCGUGCAGGUCGCGGGCAAGCACCUCCGGCUCUCGAAGCUCGCGGUGCAGCGCUACGGCGGAUGGGAGAAGCUCACGGAGCGGCGCUUCGAUAGCCUCACGGGACGCGUCUGGAAGCAGUUUGGCGAAGACCUGAAGAUGACGGAUGACUUGGUGCUGAGCAGGAAGUGGAAAGUGACCGGGUAUGGAUUGGGCAAGGCCGAGGGUGGUCUGGAGGAGGAUGGGUUUGCGCCUCCUGCUAUUUGGUCUAUCUCUUAAUUCAUGUGCUGAAAAAGAAAAAAGGAAAGCAAAAAUGGUGUGUUUUGUGUAUGUCUAAGAAUGUAGUAUACAUAUUUCCCUUUUGUUGCAUCUCAUGAAUAUCGAUAUUUAAUAUUACUUGUCAGCUUUUCAAACA
This is a messenger RNA of Xylaria bambusicola, 6871 nucleotides long. RefSeq lists its product as uncharacterized. The record is from RefSeq and is a predicted model, not a curated record. Bases 262 to 6735 code for a protein of 2157 amino acids. Lineage: Eukaryota; Fungi; Ascomycota; Sordariomycetes; Xylariales; Xylariaceae. Gene Ontology annotation, molecular function: ATP hydrolysis activity; protein binding. The transcript is spliced from 4 exons.